Messenger RNA from Fusarium keratoplasticum, 1908 nucleotides. RefSeq lists its product as uncharacterized. The coding region runs from base 1 to 1908 and encodes 635 amino acids. NCBI's taxonomy places the organism in Eukaryota, Fungi, Ascomycota, Sordariomycetes, Hypocreales, Nectriaceae. The record is from RefSeq and is a predicted model, not a curated record. The transcript is spliced from 3 exons.
AUGGCGAACUCGUCGACGCAAAUCCCGUGGUCUCUUCUCAUUCCGCAUGAGAAUAGCACCGAGGACCUACGAACCAUUUUCGCCCCUACCUGGACCGAUUCGCCAAACGUCCGCGGUAGUCUCGAUAUCAUACAAAGCUGCGUGCUCACGCUCGUUGCGUGUAUCUACACCGCGUUGCAUCUAGACGUCCCCAUCAAGACCUCUUCACGAUUUAUCUUCCUUCAAAAGCUAAAAUGGGUCGCCCUGACCCUUUUUGCGCCUGAAAUUGCUUUAUUCAUGGCGGCAUAUCAACUACGGCAAGCAUGGAAUCUCAAAUCUAGACUCCUUAAGAUACGUCGCAAGAAUCGGCGAGAAGACUUUGAGCUUGGGCGGCGAGGGGGAUCAGAUGCGAACUUUGAAAUCGAUCUUCGAUAUGCCUUCUUUAUCAUUAUGGGAGGUCUACACUUUGACGUUGAUGAAAUCAUGUCAGAGAGCGACAUGGACACCGAUUGGCGGGAACAUUUCACGCGGAGACCAUUCACCGCUCGCCCAAGCACCCAGACUAUUAUCUGGCUUGCUGAACGGGGGCACUGGAUCAAGAUUCAAAAGAAGGACAUUGACGACAAAAGCAAAGCCGAUAUUCUCCAGAAGUGCUUGGUGGUCAUCCAAGUUCUCUGGAUGGUGAUACAGUGUAUUUCUAGGAAGAUCACCAACCUUCCCUUGACAUUGUUAGAGGUCCACACCAUGGUUCACGUGGUGUGUGCAGUACUUUUCUAUGUUUGCUGGUUCAAGAAACCUCUCAACGUCCAAGAGCCUCUUGUGGUAAAGAUGGGCGAUUUCGAGGGCGAGAUAGCCUUGAAAGUCCAACAACAGUUUUACUCGUGGGCCUGCUAUCACAUGGCACUCUUCGAGGCUCCAAGGAGUGAUUACCAAGAACCUCCGCUGGGGCUGGACGGCAAACCUAUGAAAUGGAUUAUGCCCGAACUAGGGUCGAAGAUGUAUUAUGGCAACAUUCUACCAUCCGGCGUCGCCCUGUAUGGACACGGUACCCGACAUUAUGGCAACGGCAUGCAGCAGCCUAUCCCUGAUCACUUUUCAACAUAUUACUAUGACAAUUCGAACCGGCAAUCUUCGGAAUUCCUGCGCAGAAAUUCUUCUGACUCUUUGGAUGGAUCUCUUUUGGCUCCUUUCAUCGACCGUGGUCAUAUCGAGAUAUCAGAGGAGUUUAUUCGUCGGUGGGAUUCGAUCUUCAGAACCUUCGCCUUCGAGAAACGCCGCGAGUUGGCUAUAACGGCCCCAAAGGUCCAGCUAAGCGACGUCGACGAACCCAUGAGGAUACCGGGUGUCCUCCCGAGUGACGGGCCACCCCUACCACUCUAUCUUUCUCGCUUGGACGAGUUCGUACCCCAAAAUGACACCGACACUUUUAGUGAACUUCCAUUCACCAAUCGGGGAGGAAAUCUGGACUUCAAGACCCUGAAGGAUGAGGAGAAGUCCUAUGGAUUUUAUCUAUUAUUCUGCGCCCGACUCUUCACCCUCUUGAACACGCCCUGGGUACCCUUCUCAGCCAUGGUCAUGUCGGCCAUAUACGGGGGAGUGCAUCUCUCAGCAUGGAACUGGAUGUUCCCAACAAGUGCAGAAAAACUCGCUUGGAAGAUCAGUUGCUUGACUGUUGCGUGCGCGUUGCCCGUAUUUUUCUUUGGCAUCGGCGUCGCUCUCUUCAUCACAUUUGAAGUGUAUUCGACCAAUACCAAGGAUGUCCUGGCAUCGAGGUAUUUUAAGAUGAGUCUUGGCAUCUUUGGGAUGCUUGUUGUGGCAUCUUGUGGUGCAAGGGUUUUUAUAAUUGUCGAGUCCUUUAUGAGUAUCAGGAAGGUUCCUAUAGGGGUAUUUAUAUCGCCCACCUGGAUCCAGAUGGUUCCUCAUUUUUGA